This is a messenger RNA of Cooperia oncophora, 669 nucleotides long. The record is from the annotation of a GenBank genome assembly. NCBI's taxonomy places the organism in Eukaryota, Metazoa, Nematoda, Chromadorea, Rhabditida, Trichostrongylidae.
AUGAUGGAAUGGUUUGUUCAAGCAGUUAAGAUUGAGACGUCCAUCUGCAGUGCUGUGCAAAUUUCCAGCCGACACAUUUUGACAGCCGCUCACUGUGUUGUCAAAAACGUGGAACCACUCGACCAAUAUUUCUCGUGUAGUAUUCUGAGCCAGGAAAAUAGGUUUUCGGGGCAGUCGACCAAAUAUCCUUACACCAGAAUUUCUCCGGAGGACUUAACUGUCUACGUUAACAGCCCGUGCGAAGAUCCUGCGCGCUGUGAAAACAACCAGGCUGAAUUCAAAAUCACUAAACCGCCUCUUAUCCAUGAGGAAUACGAUCUUUGCAAGGAUGAGAACGAUGUGGCAAUUAUUGAACUCGACAGAGAUAUUCCAUCUGAAGUGGGCACUCCGAUUUGUAUGGUAAAAGAGGGCGAACGCUUUUCCUCAAAGCUUACUGCUGCUGGAUAUGGGGAUGAUCCUUCUCACCCUACGCCGCACGGGGCUGUUUUCAAUCGGCUGCAGAAGAUCGAUAUAGAUUCCAAGAACGUGGAAGAAACAGCAAACUGUAAGAUCGAAGCAUUCCUUGCCAACAAGUCUGUUUGCCAGGGUGAUAGCGGUGGACCCUUGUUUCAUUUGAAUGGAAGAAGAAAAUUUCGCUCUCCUUGGAAUAGGAAGCACUAUAGUUCCUGA